UCAACUCGCAAAUUCUGAUCGACUUGGAACUCCGACAAAAAUAAAAUAAUAUAAUUUUAUAAAAGUAACUAACUAACCUCGAGUUUGCAAGGUUGUGAAUACGAUAUUCCAGAUCAGGGCACACAGCGGUUAAUAAGAUGAGACAACAGACAUCUUUACAAAUGUACUAAGUUGAGACCGCUAUUUUAGAUCUAAAGCUAGUUUUAAAGGUUUAGGAUGUCCUCGAAAGAAGAGAAUACUAGUUUAGAAGCGGAAGAGUCUUUGUUAUACUCUGCACGCCAUGGAGAGCUAUCUGUGGUUAAAGCACUUUUGGACGCGAAGAAAGAAGGAAAACUGACUUUGGAUAUAAACUGCAAAGGUAAAAGUAAAAGCAACCUAGGAUGGACACCACUCCACUUGGCAACAUACUUUGGUCACAAAGAAGUGAUAGAAGCAUUGAUGGAAGCAGGUGCAGAUGUGGACGAAGUAAAUGACAGUGGAGACACAGCUUUACAUAAAGCUUCGUUUAUUGGGAAUGAGGAAUUGUUAAUCCUUCUGUUAAACUAUAAAGCGGACUUGAACAUAAUGAAUGGGGAAGGCAAGACGGCGAUUGACGUGUGCAAGACACAAGACGUGCAGAGGCUUUUAGAGGCUGCUAGGUUAGCGGAGCGGAGGGACAGAGAGAGGAAACUGUUGAAUGCUGCCAGAGAGGGACGGGUGGAUGAAGUGCAGGAAUUGCUAAGCUCAAACUCCGCAAGCAUAAACUGCGUGGACGCUCAGGGCAAUACGUGCUUGCACUGUGCUGCGUACCGCGGAAACGCCAGGGUGGCAGUGCUACUGUUGCAGAACGGCAUCGAUACUACGCUGAGAAAUAAUAGUGGUAAGCUCGCAAUAGACCUAGCGAAGGACAAUGAAAUGCAGAACGUCCUGAACGUUCGUCCCGUGCAGAGGUUACAGCGGACAGCUGCGAGAUUCGAGGGGCCGCUCUUGAAACGAUCGCGGUUUCUUGGAUGGCGCCCGAUUUGGGGUGUGCUCCAACGCGGCGUGUUCCUCUACUACGGAUCGAGAGAGGACGCAGCCAGCGAAGUGGGUAGAUGGCGGGAGCGCAAGUACUUGGACGGCGCUAAGCUGAAUGCUCCGGACACCGAACCCGCACUCUUCGCGAUCAAAUUCAGCGACGGCGACAACUAUCGACUUGCUGUGACAGAGGAAGAAAGCGUCCACGCGUCUAGACAGUCGUGGAUCACAGCGCUGAAGGACCACAUCGCAUACUCCAGUCACUACCUGUGGGCCGGUGCGACUCCCGACUCUGCUCGGGAGGCCACGGAGGACCUAGAGGAUGAGUGCAAACCACUUGGCUCGAUGCAAGACGCGCUUACCACAGCAACUAACAGCCUGGCGUUGCUUGACACCCAGUUGCGCGAGUGUGCCGCGAUAGUCGCCGCUCUAGACAAGACCGUCAAUGUCGGCAAUUCCUUACACCACUCCGCUUACAUGAGGUUUCAACACGCCUGCGGCUCGGGACAGGCGGCGCUCGCGGCGUUGCGCCACUGCGCCGUACUGGUGGCGCAAAAUCGUGACCGCGACAAACAUGCUCUCGCGACACAGAUAGAGAGAAACAGGGUGCUCGAAGAAGCGUUAGCGGCCUUAGCGAGGACGCAUCAUGCGCUUGAGAUGUCAGUGGCGGAAGAACUUACUAAGAGCAAGAGAAAAAAGAAAAACUCCCAAUCGAAUAACGACUCAAAAGAAAACUUCUACGACGUGUACGAAGAUUCCGAUGACGACACGCUGGUAACGGCUGGCUUGUCCAGUCCCUUGGGAGCGCUGAGUCCUUGGGGUAGCAGCCCUGACCUCACCAGGCGAACCCCUAUCGGCAGUGUCGAUGGCGAUGGUGAAAGAACACCAACUAACGAGGAUCGCGAAGACUUUGACCGCCGCCUCUCGCUGGCGUCCUACUCGUCGGGGUCGCCACAGUCGCUGCACACGGCCCUAAGCCCGGCCAGCUCGCGGGGCACCUUGGUGUCCCAGGGCGGCCACGUGUACCGGAACGCGAGACCCUACAAGAAGAACAUAAAGCCCAGUUCGGAAUGGUCCCUUUGAUUUUGGUUUUCAUCUGUUACCAUUAAGUUGAAACAUGUGUACCGAUUUACCUGAAUAAGCCAUAUAUAUUUUUUUUUAUACAAAUUAUUACACUCAAUGCAAAAUAGAAUAGUAUUAAAAACAUGCAAUGCCAACUUAAGAUUGCUUUUAUACUAACUGUUGUACUAAUAGUAUGGAUUGACUGUGUAUCUUUGAUCAAUAAUGUGCUAAAUAUACAGAACCAUACAAAAUCUAGCACAAAAACUGUCUUCGUCUGAUCUCCGCAAGGAUCGGGCUAUCAAAAAAAGUUUCAGGAUAUAUAAAAUUUUUUUAGCUAAGUCCAUUCAAACGAAUAAGCUUUCAACCCCUUUUUGAGUGGAAUUUAUAUCAAUCUUGAAACAAGUAUUUUAAUUGCUGACCUAAAUAGCUAGUAUUUAGGUCAGCAAUUAAAAUACUUUCGGAUUUUCAUAAUUUUCAUCCCCUAAGGGUUGUAAAUUUAAAAAAGUUAUAUAGUUGAUAUUUGGGCUAUUAAAUGCAAAAAAGAGGUUUUCUCAAAACAAACUGCUAGUUCCUGAGAUUAUUAUGUUCGAAUACACAAACCAAACAAACUCGUCGGCUUAGUCAUUAUUUUUAACUAUAGAUUAUAGUUAGUGCGUUAUUGAUCGAAGUUGUGAGUUUCCCUAUUUAACCCCUUUGGGUGUGGAAUUUAUAUAAAUCCUGAAUUAAUUUAAAAAUUAUUUUAAUUGCUAAUUAACAACUUUCUUCGGUAUAACUUUAAA
This is a messenger RNA of Pararge aegeria (speckled wood butterfly), 2837 nucleotides long. Its product is annotated as oxysterol-binding protein-related protein 1-like. The transcript is spliced from 14 exons. The record is from RefSeq and is a predicted model, not a curated record. Gene Ontology annotation, molecular function: protein binding. Bases 217 to 2079 code for a protein of 620 amino acids. Lineage: Eukaryota; Metazoa; Arthropoda; Insecta; Lepidoptera; Nymphalidae.